This is a messenger RNA of Petromyzon marinus (sea lamprey), 1171 nucleotides long. Lineage: Eukaryota; Metazoa; Chordata; Hyperoartia; Petromyzontiformes; Petromyzontidae. The record is from RefSeq and is a predicted model, not a curated record.
AACAACAUCAACAACAACAACAUCAACAACAACAACAACAUCAACAACAACAUCAACAACAACAACAGCUGCUGCUACCGCUGCCUCGCGACUGCUGCGGCUGCCGCUGCUUCUCUGUGCGGAUCAGCAGCAGAGCCACCACCACCACCACCAUCAUCACCACCACCAUCAUCAGCAUCACCACCACCACCACUAUCAGCAGCAGCAUCAUCAUCAGCAGGAGGGGUCACGGGGGUCAGGGUGGCGAUGGUCGCCUGCAGGGGACUCUGGACGCAGCGAUUCUGGAGGUCGCUGCUCGCCGAGCUCCUGGGCAGCGCCGUCCUCGUGAUGCUGGGAGCCGGAGCCACGCUCACGUGGAGCGCACAGCAGCCUCCAUCGCCCGUGCAGGUGUCGCUGUGCUUCGGCCUGGCCGUGGCCGCCAUGGCCCAGUGCCUGGGAGGCGUCAGCGGUGCCAACCUCAACCCGGCGGUGACGGCCGCCCUGCUGGUGACUCGCCGCAUGCCGCUCAGCCGCGGCGUCGCCUUCGUGGCCGCCCAGAGCCUCGGGGCCACGCUGGGGGCCGCGCUGCUGCUGCUGGUCACGCCGGGGGACGUCGCGGGGGCCCUGGGGGCCACACUCGUGAGCACCAGGCUCCAGGUCAGCCACGCUGUGGUGGUGGAGGCGGUAGUCACCCUCCAGCUCGUCCUCACCGUGUGCGCCACCAUCGACGAUCGUCGCUCCGACCUCGCUGGCUCCGGCUCCCUCGCCAUCGGCCUGUCGGUGGCGCUGGGUCACCUCUUUGCGCUGCCCUACACCGGCUCCAGCAUGAACCCAGCACGCUCCCUCGGCUCUGCUGUGGUGUCUGGGCUGUGGGCUAACCACUGGGUCUACUGGCUGGGUCCCAUGCUCGGUGGAGUUAUCGGAGCUGCGACUUACGAAUAUCUCCUGUACCCAACUCGUAAAGUCAAACAUCAACAUCAUCAUCAGCAGCAGCAGCAGCAGCUUCAUCAGCAGCAUCCUCAUCAGCAGGAUGAGGAGCAGACCAACGCUGCUGAUGUAGCGUUGGCCGAUGUAGUCUACGAUUCAUCAGCGGCAGAAGCAACGGUGAAGAUGCCCAGCCCCGAUCAGUAGAGAAGACUCACUCACUCAUUCAUACACUCACUCACUCAUUCACUCACUCACUCAUUCAUCC